Messenger RNA from Oikopleura dioica, 1377 nucleotides. The record is from the annotation of a GenBank genome assembly. Lineage: Eukaryota; Metazoa; Chordata; Appendicularia; Copelata; Oikopleuridae.
AUGUUCGUCAAGGAUCUCCGAGAACGUGUCAGAAAAGCUCAGGGCGAAAGUACCGACUCCGAUUUGGUGGAAGGAUCGACCGCGCAAAAGCACCGAAUAGGCUUCUUAGAGACGAAUUUAAACAAACUUACCACUGUGCACAAGCAAUUAGUGAGUGACAACGCAGACCUCAGAUGUGAAUUACCGAAACUAGAGAAGCGACUUCGAGCAACAGCUGAUCGUGUCCGAAGCCUUGAAUCUGCUAUGCGAGAAGCAAGAGAGGGUGCGCUGAAGGACAGGAGAAAGUACCAGGGAGAAGUCGAGAAAAUCAAGGAAACUGUACGAGCGCGAAAUAUUGCCAGGAGAGCUCAUCAGGCGAACAUUGCCCGACCAGAGAGUGGACAGUGCGUAUCAGCCUGCGGAGAUAAAUGCUUAGCAGUCGAUUGCUACGUCAGUGGAAACGGCUUGGCCAUGUGCAAACACAUUAUCGAAAGUGGAACCAAUCCACCAAAGACCUUUACGGAUAAAGAAUGCGACUUGGAAGGGUAUGAAUUGCGAAAUGGAGUUUGCAGCCCGACAUGUCCGCUUGAAUGCGAUGGCAGCGCUUUUUGCAAAUUCGACUUUCUUGGGCGACCAGUUUGCACCUGCAAGGAAGGAUACAAAAUGAACGGCGGCAAUUGCGAAUUAUUUUGCGGAUUAAACUGCGCUGAAAAUGAAAAAUGCGGUUAUGACUGGAUGGGAAAAGAGACUUGCCGACCUGUUCUUCCAGCAACAACAGAAAUAACAACGACAACGGAGAAGAAAUGCCAGCCAGGAUAUAAACUUGCUGAUUCGGGCGAAUGCGAAUUAUUCUGUGGCCUAAGCUGCGCUGAUGAUGAAAAAUGCGCUUACGAUUGGAUGGGAAAAGAAACCUGCCGACCUGUUCUUCCAGCAACUGCAAAAACACCAACCACAGCGGAGAAAAAAUGCCCGGCAAGAUACAGACUCGCUGAAUCGGGCGAGUGCGAGUUAUUCUGCGGAUUGAUCUGCGCCGACGAUGAAAAAUGCGCGUACGACUGGAUGGGCAAGGAAAUUUGCAAAAAGGUGGAAGCGAAACCGACCUCGUACGUCCCAAGGUGCGAUCUCGAUUGCGGCGGCGCACUUGGUCGCUGCGUUUUUGACAUGUUCGGAAAGCCGACCUGCAAGUGUAGUGAAGGCGCCGAGUACCAAAAAGAUAUCCAAACGUGCAUCAUCCCUGCACCCUGCUCAAAAGAAUGCGAAGAAAAUGAAGAAUGCCAGUUUGAUCUUGUUGGUCAGCAACAAUGCGUUUGCAAGGGACGGCUAUUGAAGAGCUACUUUUUUAGUCUUACAAAAAACAUGGGCAAUUUUCAUAGCCGUAUAAGUCUGGCUACAAAAUAA